Entrophospora candida is the source of this 1044-nucleotide messenger RNA. The record is from the annotation of a GenBank genome assembly. NCBI's taxonomy places the organism in Eukaryota, Fungi, Glomeromycota, Glomeromycetes, Entrophosporales, Entrophosporaceae.
AUGAUAAGGCAAAGUAGAGAAAAAAAAACAAAAACAUUAAGAUUGCAAUUAAAAUCAUUAAAAUUGCGAUUGAAAUCAUUAAAAUUAUUAAAAUCAUUAAAAUCACCAUCAAAAACAAAUGUAGGACCUAUUUCAGAGGAAAAAAGGUUUAAAAAUCAACUUAAAAAGGAAUAUAUUUUAUAUGAUUAUAAUUCUUUCCAAAAUAUAGAAUUUAUUGAUGGUGGUUCAUUUGGAAUGGUUUCUUGUGCAUAUUCAAAACAUCAUCAAGGACUUGUGGCAUUAAAAUCCAUUAAUAUUGAUCAAAAAUAUCCUUUUGAACAAUUUCUUAAUGAGGCAAAGCAACAUGGUAAAGUAGAACAUCACAGUAAUAUAUUAAGAUUUUAUGGCAUAACAAAAGAAAAGUAUGCAAAUAAUGGUAAUUUAUGUGAUUAUUUAAAAUCCAAUUUCAAUAUAAUGAAUUGGAAUACUAAAUUAAAAUUUGCAAAACAAAUUGUAAGUGCUGUAAGACAUUUGCAUGAAAAUAAAAUAGUACAUAGAGAUUUGCAUUCUAAAAAUAUUCUCAUUCAUGAUGGAAAUAUCAAAAUUUGUGAUUUUGGAAUCUCAAAAUUUUUAUUGGAUCCUUCAAUUGAAGUUUCUAAAAGAUUAGGCUCAAUAAAUUACUCAGAUCCACAAUAUUUAGAAAAUACCGGAAAUUAUAGUGAACGUGAAGCAAUAAUUAAGGGAACCCCAAGAAAAUAUGCAGAAAUAUAUACAGCAUGUUGGCAAGGAAACCCAGAUUUCCGUCCUCAUAUUCAUCAAGUUAUGCAGGAUUUGGACAAUGUAGAUAUAACUAACACUAUUGAAGAUAUUGUUGAUUUAACAGAUCAAACUAAUAAAGAUGAUUUAUUAUAUUCAUUAUCAGCACAAAUUGAUAAUUUAAACAACCAUUUAAAGGAUCUGGAUAAUGUAGAUAUAACUGACAUUAUUGAGGCUGUUAAUCCAACAGAUCAAACCAAUAAUAAUGAUGAUUUAUUAUAUUCAACUGAACUUCCAUUAUCAGCAUGA